Molecule: messenger RNA, 1700 nt
Organism: Mercenaria mercenaria
Lineage: Eukaryota; Metazoa; Mollusca; Bivalvia; Venerida; Veneridae
Exons: 1
Coding region: 271-1410 (379 amino acids)
Biological process (GO): translational initiation
Molecular function (GO): RNA binding; translation initiation factor activity
Source: RefSeq, a predicted model, not a curated record
UGGCACAAAGUGUUGACUGUGGAUAACUCUGGAGGGAUAAUAUCGGGAAGCUUUUCAAGCUUAAAGACAGCACUUCUUUCCGGACAAAAACUGCAAAUAGUACUUGAAAGAGCUGAUAAUGCUACGCUCAGCUUUGUGAUGAAUUAUGCGUCAGUCAAUGAAACGGUAAUAUGUGGACAAUCUGAAAUAUAUGUAACAACUUGAAAAAUUGCAGAAUGGAGGAUUUAUUUUUUGUGUACAAAUGGUUGGGUUCAGCAGGGACAAAUCCGCAUGAACUUUACAGAAAAUGAAAACACCUUUGAAAAAAAAGACUACAACAAAAUUGACUGGUUUGUUUUUAAAGAUUCGUGUUUACAAGUUAUGAUCAGAGACACCAGUAAGCCGUACAUUAUUGUUGAAAAUAUGCAUGUGUUCUACUUAAGUGUUAUGGAAACGCAAGAUUCAUUUCUGAAAAUAAACUACAAAACCUAUACAGACAUAAUUGAUACCGAUGGAAUUGUAGAAAUGACAUCAAUAGGGGAAAUCUAUUCGACCUUUACAGGCAAUGAACUUGAGUAUGCUGAGAAGUUCACAUGGGUAACUACUAAAUACAAUUUUUCAAAGAUAGUUGAUGUAUUUAGAUGUAAAACAUCCGAAAACACACUUUGUGAACAGAGUUAUAAUGCAAUUAAUCAAACAGUAUACGUCGAUGGAAAUUGGGAAAAAAUAUUCAUCCAUAAUUCUGAAGGCAAUACAGUGUUUGGAUCUUUACAAAGUCUUAGGGAAAAGGUUUCAAAUGGACAUAGGCUACUUCUUCAUUUCCGUGGAAAGCUGAGAGAGCCAGACAUGAUCAUUUUUGAUAAGGAUAAUAUUACGACGGUGUUCUCGUUGUAUCCGCUGAAACCAUCUGAUUCUAACCAAGCUACUGUACUCUGGGAAAUGGUUUCCACUUCCGGUAAAUAUGAAACAGUUGUAUUUGACUUUUGGACCGGUAGUGUACUUAAUGAAACCAUAGGAACAAGUGAAUGUUCAUGGUUUGUUGAUAAAGCAGCGUGGACAAAUGUUUUGGAUUCUGAAAGUAACACGACGGAAAAAUUGGUCACUGCUUUCAAGUCUGGUUCCAGUAUACGUAUAAAGUCAAACUGCCUGCAUGUUAACGAGAAUUCAACUUCGUUUUCCUGUCUAUAUGGUGCGACUAGUGUUUUCCAGAGCAGAGGGUCAUCAAGAAUCGUAGCAAGGGCUAAUUUAUACCCAAGCCUUACACUUAGAAACACUGGACUGCAUUUUUCAAUAGAUGCAAAGCCAGUUUGGAUGGCUUUACGAACAAGUGCCCCUGAUGAUGUAAAAAGACGAUUGUGGUUGCAUGGACAGUCAUAUUUUGAAAAUGUUUUAAUGAUAAAUAGUCCUAACACUACGUGGUUCGCUAACUGAUAUAAUUCAUGUUUCAUCUGUUGUUUAAGGUACACUGACUCUACUUUACGUUUGACAAUUUGCUCCAGGGGAGCAAAAUACAGUAUUUUGCAGAAACAGUGUAUGACUACGAGGUUUAAGAAUGCGAUUGAUGAAUGGACAAUUCCAUGAAAAUUUCCUUUAUUAAAUGUCUCGUUGAAACCUUAUACCUCCAGACAUUAUGAUACUGUGUAUUGUACGUAUAUAGUAGAACUUGCUGUUACAUUUUAUACGCCAUGUGUAUUUAAACUGUAUGGUAGAACUUGUUGUUA